UGACUGUAAAUCGAGACGAUGAAAGCGCACCUGCCGUUAUUGGCUGCAGUAGCCUUCGGACAUACUUCUGAAAUUAAAGGACAGACUUCGGACGACGAAGAUUCGCUGAACGAUGGGUCAGGAUCUGGCUGCUUUCAGAUUCCCACUGACCGAAUUUGUAACUGUAACACGCUUCUAACUUGUCUUCAAACAUGUGAUGACCUAACGUGUAAUCAGGUCCUAACUCCCUGCUUAGGAGAUGAUUCAUUUAACGGAAACUGUGGAAGUCAAUCAAACUCCCUAGACAGACCCCAAAAUGCUUCCAACACAGACAUGACAUUGUGGAUAACUGGUGGUAUUUUGUCUAUUAUUCUUUUGUCAGCGGCUGUCAUUAUGAUUGCAUUGAGGAAGAGAAAAUGUUGUUGCACGAGAAAAAAUCAACAAGCUAUGGGAUCUGGGCCACAGGUUGUCUCAUAUCAACCACAUCUUCAAGAUCCGGAACAAGACCAUCAUUAUGCCAGGAUUCCAAUUAACAGUGUAGGGAUUUAUGUGCAGGAAAAGGAAAAUAGCGGCUUUUAUUCCAAAGUAAAUGAGGAAAUCAGUCCAAGUGUGACGUCAUUUUCAAGUCCAAAAUAUGAACUUAGUCAGAAUAUUGCAACUGAAAAUGAUUACCAAACAAUGCCAGAAAUAAGGGAAACGCAUGAGCAAAAGUCAGACGGACGGUCAAUUGGUUUGACCAGCCCCAAAGACUCACUAGAGUUAAAGAAGGAAAAUAAAACAAUUCACUACACAAACCAGAGUUAUCAGCUCAUUAAAGAUACCGUCCCUUCCGGCAAUUACCAGGAAAUGAAUGGAGGAAAAGCACCAGAAAACCCUGACCACUGCUCUCACUAUCAGCCAAUGGACGCUACUGACCGUUACUGGGCGAUGUCCAAUCCAAAUGGUACUACUGCAGAAGAGGAAUAUACUGUGAUGGGCGAAUCAAAUAACGGCAACUGUGGGAAAGAUGCGACACAAAGCAAUUUAUAUGGCAAUGAAAUUGGGAUGCAAGAGGUUAAUGCUUAUGUUAACGAAUCAGUAGGAAGAGCGAGGGAUACCACAGAAAUUACCAAUGAUGACGAAGUGUACGAGAAAAUGUCAUACUAGAACUGUAGGUGAACAUCCCCAAUUAAAUUCAUGAACAUAGCACAAAUAUGUACCAUUUCUAGAGUACUUUUACUCCUUUAAAGUUGUUGAAAACUUUUUUGAACGGAGAAAAAAAAAAUGACACGAUGUGACAGGUCUUUGGUUUUAAAAGAUACUCUUUCAUUUUUCAAAA
Molecule: messenger RNA, 1297 nt
Organism: Saccostrea echinata
Lineage: Eukaryota; Metazoa; Mollusca; Bivalvia; Ostreida; Ostreidae
Exons: 7
Coding region: 19-1125 (368 amino acids)
Source: RefSeq, a predicted model, not a curated record